This is a messenger RNA of Saccharomyces cerevisiae S288C, 1242 nucleotides long. It is a transcript of the gene YHL009W-A, whose product is annotated as gag protein. The record is from RefSeq and is marked reviewed. Bases 1 to 1242 code for a protein of 413 amino acids. The transcript has a single exon. NCBI's taxonomy places the organism in Eukaryota, Fungi, Ascomycota, Saccharomycetes, Saccharomycetales, Saccharomycetaceae.
AUGGCGACCCCAGUGAGGGAUGAAACAAGAAAUGUUAUUGACGACAACAUUUCUGCGCGGAUUCAAUCGAAAGUCAAAACAAAUGAUACUGUCAGACAGACGCCAUCAUCAUUAAGAAAAGUUUCUAUUAAAGAUGAACAGGUGAAACAAUAUCAAAGAAACUUAAAUAGGUUUAAAACCAUACUAAAUGGUUUAAAGGCAGAAGAGGAAAAACUUUCUGAGACUGAUGAUAUUCAGAUGCUAGCUGAAAAAUUAUUAAAACUCGGAGAAACCAUUGACAAGGUUGAGAAUAGGAUUGUGGAUCUAGUUGAAAAGAUACAAUUAUUGGAAACAAACGAGAACAAUAAUAUAUUACAUGAACAUAUAGAUGCUACAGGGACUUACUAUUUAUUCGAUACGUUAACUUCAACCAACAAAAGAUUCUACCCUAAGGAUUGUGUUUUUGAUUAUAGGACUAAUAAUGUCGAGAACAUUCCUAUUCUCUUAAACAAUUUUAAAAAAUUCAUCAAGAAAUAUCAAUUUGAUGAUGUCUUUGAAAAUGAUAUCAUAGAAAUCGAUCCUCGUGAAAAUGAAAUCUUGUGCAAGAUAAUCAAAGAAGGACUCGGUGAAAGUUUAGAUAUCAUGAACACAAAUACAACUGACAUUUUUAGGAUAAUCGAUGGUUUAAAAAACAAAUAUAGAAGUUUACAUGGUAGAGAUGUCAGAAUUAGAGCCUGGGAAAAGGUUUUGGUUGAUACAACAUGUAGAAAUUCCGCAUUGUUAAUGAAUAAACUUCAAAAGUUGGUACUAAUGGAAAAAUGGAUUUUUUCUAAAUGCUGCCAAGAUUGUCCUAAUCUAAAGGAUUACCUACAAGAAGCUAUCAUGGGAACCUUACAUGAAUCCUUAAGAAAUUCUGUGAAACAACGUUUGUACAACAUUCCACAUAACGUAGGAAUUAAUCACGAAGAAUUUCUAAUCAAUACUGUUAUUGAAACAGUAAUUGAUUUGAGCCCAAUUGCAGACGAUCAAAUAGAAAAUAGCUGCAUGUAUUGCAAAUCUGUUUUCCAUUGCUCAAUUAACUGCAAAAAGAAACCAAAUAGGGAACUUAGGCCUGACUCGACCAAUUUCUCAAAAACCUAUUAUCUACAAGGUGCACAGAGACAACAACAACUUAAGUCCAGUGCAAAACGAACAAAAGUCUUGGAACAAGACACAAAAAAAGUCAAACAAAGUGUACAACAGCAAAAAACUGGUAAUUAUUGA